Molecule: messenger RNA, 5711 nt
Organism: Archocentrus centrarchus (flier cichlid)
Lineage: Eukaryota; Metazoa; Chordata; Actinopteri; Cichliformes; Cichlidae
Gene: trim32
Product: tripartite motif containing 32
Exons: 2
Coding region: 141-2177 (678 amino acids)
Molecular function (GO): zinc ion binding; protein binding
Source: RefSeq, a predicted model, not a curated record
GCGUAAUCUCCCGGCUGUGUGUACGUGAAGUCGUCAGCACUGCAGUCUCUACUAGCAGCUGGUUAACAGAAAGAUAGGACGCCCAGCAAGAGCUCUGUACUUUCAACCACCAAAACACUGAAGUAAAGGUGAGGACCACAAUGGCAGCGGCUCUUGAUCCAGAUCUAAUGAGGGAGGUUCUUGAAUGCCCUAUCUGCCUGGAAACCUACAACCAGGAACAAAUGAGACCCAAACUCCUGCAGUGUGGCCACACAGUGUGCCGGCAGUGUCUGGAGAAGCUGUUGGCCAAUACUAUCAAUGGUGUCCGCUGCCCUUUUUGUAGCAAGGUCUCCCGUAUGAGCAGCAUCUCCCAGCUGGCUGAUAAUCUCACUGUGCUCAAGAUUCUGGAUUGCACUAUGUCCUGCAGUGCUGCUGCUGCCGCCUUAAUGUGCAAGUCCUGCUGCAACCGCCUGCCACGGCAGUACUGCCGUGAUUGUGCCAUGGUUCUCUGUGAGCUCUGCAAAGGAGAGGGCCACCUGCAUGAAGGCCAUGCAGUUCAGCCAAUAAGGAUGGCUGCUGAACAGCGUCGUAAGGACCUGGGUGGUAAACUGGAGGCGCUCCGUGAUGUUAUAGGAGAAAUUCAGAAGAAAAAGACAGUAAUUGAAAACAUUUCCAAGUCCUUGAGACUAAAGUACCGGGCAAUUCAGCAGGACUAUGCUACAGCUGAGCUACGUCUUCAAGAAGAGCUCAGCAGAUCUAGAAGGACAUUCAGAGCUUCCAUGGCAGAAGUAGAAAAGCUCAAUGCACAGGUCCUGGAGGAGCAGACAUAUCUACUUAACAUUGCAGAGGUGAAAGUGGUGUCACGCUGUGAUUAUUUGACAAUGCGAGCCAGGCAGAGUGAUAUUUCCUUGCUAAAGGAUGAUGGCGGAGACAGUGAUGAAGAAGACCUGGAUCUGAAGAGCAGUUUACCCACAAUGUUUCAGCUGCAACAGCCAGAGCUGAUCAGAACUGAGCACUCUAAACCUCUAGAAGUGGGCCAGUUGACGACAAGAACUUACACCGUCAAUACAGAUGAUGAUGAGAGUGGGUUAGAAAUUGCACUUGAAGGUGAUGUAGAGGGUGCAGGGGCUACAGGUGGUGCAGUGGGGGCUCCAGUGGAUCUUUACCGAGAUGUUGACAUGGUUGCUGCGGUAGAGGAGGCAGUAUGUGGUUCACCGAGCAGCUUUAAGUCAAAGUCUAUGGAUGCAGGAGGGGGUUCACCUGGAGCAGCGCGGGCAAGUUCAGGGACACCAGUCUGCCAGUUUGUAAAGAAGAUGGGCUCUAAGGGAACUCAACCUGGGAAUUUCAACCUACCUGUCAGCAUCUGUGUGACACCUCAAGGUGAGGUACUGGUGGCCGAUCGUGGAAACUUCCGUAUCCAGAUUUUUAAUCGCAAAGGCUUCCAACGUGAAAUUCGACGCAAUGCCAGUAGCAUUGACAACUUUGUUCUGAGCUUCCUGGGGGCUGACUUGCCUAAUCUUAUCCCCUUAUCCAUUGCUGUGACUGCUCAAGGCUUGAUUGGUGUGACUGACAACUAUGAUAACUCAGUUAAAGUCUAUACCAUGGAUGGGCACUGUGUGGCCUGCCACAAGAACCAACUGAUUAAACCCUGGGGUAUUACUGCCAUGCCGUCAGGCCAGUUUGUGGUGUCAGAUGUUGAAGGUGGCAAGCUGUGGUGUCUAGCAGUGGACCGCAACGUUGGUGUGGUCAGCUACAACCGACUUUGCUCUGCUGUGCGGCCGAAGUUUGUGACAUGUGAUGCAGCUGGAACAGUCUAUUUCACCCAGGGGUUGGCCCUGAAUUUUGAGAAACGCCAGAAUGAGCCCCACCUGGAGGGUGGCUUUUCCAUUGGUUCAGUGGGUACUGAUGGCCAGCUUGGCAAACAGCUCAGCCAUUUCUUCUCAGAUACAGAAGACUUCCGCUGUAUCACUGGCAUGUGUGUGGAUUCCAAUGGAGAUUUGCUGGUUACAGACAGUGGCAGGAAAGAAAUCCUCCAGUUUCCAAAAGAAGGUGGAUACAAUAUUUUAAUCCAGGAAGGGCUGACCUGUCCUGUGGGAGUGGCCACUACCCAGAAAGGACAACUGCUAGUGCUGGAUUGUUGGGACCACUGUGUUAAAGUGUACACAUACAUUCAGAGGAGGCAUUCCUCUACUUCUUAGAAGAACAAUCAAGUCUAAUUGCACAUGAGCAUCAGAGUAAGUCUGUAAAGAAGCUUGAGAAAGUAAGGAAUACUCUUUAAUUUAGCUGCAGUCCAGACAGUUCACUGUAGCUUUCAUUUGGGUUAUUAAAUGAAUGGUUCAGUCAAUUUAGGUCCAGUAUUGGAUUUUCUUUUUAGGACCUCAAAUUUAAUCUGGUUCUUUUGAUGCAUCUGACCUUAGAAAAAUUUUAAGAUUAAACACACUGGCAUGUUGUCUCAUUAAAAUAAGCCUAAGAUGCAAUUGAUAUUUAAGCUACUGAGGCACAAAGUACAGCUGAUACCCCCACCCCCCCCAGCUGUUAUUGACUGCUGUAUUCACCAAUCAGCCUGGCUUUCACUAAACAUGUAUAUACAUUAAAUAAAGCAUAAGGCUUUGGGCCUGUGAAGCACUUUAUGGAUACAUCACUGUUUUCUUGUGUUAGGUUUUAGUAGCACAUGCUAACAUUGAUGUUGCUGAAUGCAGCUGGCAGCUUUAAAGUUUACUGCACAGUUAGCUCAUAGCAAAACUAAGUACCAGCAUUUAUUAAAUUGCAUUUGGUAACAUUCAGGGAAUAUUAAACAUAAAACAUUAAGGUAGGUACUAAAAAGAGGGCAAACUCUAAUUUAUGUGCUGUGGUGGAACUAUUGGUAAAUUGCAAUAGGGACACUUACUGGAAUUAUAUUUAUUUAUAUUGUUAAUUCCUAUUUUUUUGGAAACUUUUUAUGUAGGUCUAUAAUGGUGAAAGAGAGUGUUUUAAAGCUCAUUUAAAGGUAGCCUUGUUAAUACAAUCAAAUUAUAGAUUUUUAUUCUGUUGACCACAUUAUCAUUUUUCUGUGGUACUUCAGGAGCACAUUGUCUUUUUUUUUUCUGGUGUUUUCCAAGGAAAUGUCACUAAAAUCCACAGCCUGAGCUACAAACCUUUUUCUCUCUGUACAGUUUACAUUUGUACAUUUUUGUAACAUACUUUGAGUGACUUUCCAGCCACAGCUUACCUACUAUAUCACUGAAAGACAGGCAGAUGUAAAAUAAAUUCUGUCAGCUGCUCCAGAUCAUAUUCCAGCUGUUUAUCUCACUCAUAGAUCUUUACCUCAGUUUCAGUCCUCUUCGUUUUCUUCUUUUUGCUUCACCUGCAGUAUUGGUAGUGUUGAAUAGUUUUAAUCUGGAUGAAAACACACAGUAGCUCCUUUUCUUUUUUUUUUUCUUCUUGCACAGAGCUGUGUCCAUUAUACUAGAGCAGUAAUGUUCUAAGGGCUAGGAUGACCUUUGUAGCUUGGAAAGUGUUUCAAAGUGGAAAAAAAAAAUCUCUGAGGGGUGUACUAUGAAGUGAGAUUAAGUGAGCUGUUUCAAGCUUAAACUCAGAGUUUUCAACAUCAUGAAAGUGGCUCUCAAUUUACCUGGCUAAAUCACCAUGGUAACUUAAGCUAAACACAUAACCUGGCUGGGAGUAGGUUAUGUUCAGAGUUUGGUUUACAAUCAGCUAGAAGUGCCAUGUUUUCACUGAUUCUUUUAUUCAAAGCAUAUAUUAAGUACUGCAUAGAGUCUGUGCUUGGAGAAUUUGUUUUACAUAUGCAACUUGUUAAGCUCCCUGAAACUACUGAAUGCCAUAAAGUACCAGGAGUGCAGACUGGCUUGCAUUGUCACUGGAAUUUGCAUGUAUUCAGUUGGUGAUGCAGAAAAGGUAUAGACAUUUUCAUACUAAUCUGCUGUGAAGUCUGUUUUAAGCUGCUGGAAUUGCAGCUACUAGAACAAAAAUUGGAAAAUCAAUCAGACCAUUUAUCACCAAGAAUACCUGUUCAGUCAGUAACAUAAAUUUCACUUUGAGCUGGUGGAAAAACAAGAGAUCUGCACGUUCCUUUAGUAGGUCUUGGGACAGUAACCUUUAAUGUUUAUCUGUAUCCAAUUUAAACGUUCAGAGCUCAAAUGUGCAGCAGUCACAUUAGAAAUAAACAGCAUUAAUGUAAAUAUAUCUUGUGUUAAAUUUGAUUUUCUGCAGAAUUAAUCUCUUGUCUUAUUUGCAAGUAUUUAAUUUUACUUAAAAAAAAAAAAAGUUCUUUAUAGAUUUUUAUCAUCAUUAUCUUGUAACGUUGCUAAUUGGAAGUGGCAGCAGUCUCAGGAGAGUCAUAACAUGUGAAACACCCCUUUUUGUGUGAGCAGGCACAGACCCCAGUUUAACAGAGAAAGCCACUGUCGAUUAGCACCAUCAUGAUACUCGUCAUCUCCAACUGGGGUUUUAGAUUUUUGUCAAGCCAGCUAACAUAAAGCAAGUUUAGCUGUGUUGAGCUUCCUUUGUAGUAUACCCCUCUGUUCUGUCCGUUCUCCAGUAAAGUACCUUCAGCUGCAUCAUAUGCAGUCAUAUACUAGUAUAGCUAACACUAAACCACCCAUAUCACAGGCACAGUGGAUUUCUAAAACUGUACAAAUGUUUACAAACUUGUUUCCUAAUGCUUGCCUACUGGUUUCACAAUCUUUGUAGGAAUCAUAGCUGGCAGAAGUGAUUGGAGUAGCACUGCAAGGAUAAUGAGUGAAAACUCCAGCAUCCUACCCCACACCUGAGUUUGUGAUACUGUGUUGGUACCCUGUUGCUUUGUGUUCCCCAGGUUCUUAUUAAAUGUCAGAUGGCUUGCAACCUGAGUUCUCAGUUGUUGGUUACAGGAUGACAGCCAUAUACAAUAUUUUGCUGUUUCGUGCACGUUGGUAUCCAUCAAUAUGCAAUUUAUUUAUUGGUACACCAUGUAAAUUUAACUUCUGAAUCUAAAGGGGGUGUGAGAAACCUGAUGCCUGUGGGAUAAAUAAACAUAAAAGACCCUUUUUAAAAGGGUGGAGUGAUGGGGUGGAUGGGAUGGGAUGGGGCAUACUGCAGACUGACUUUGUUUUAGCCUUAAAAAAUGUUUUAUUUCACAAAGCUGUCCUUAACUCUGCACUGGAGCCCUAUUAAGCAGCAUGUACAAAUAUACAUAUUUGAGAAUCAAACCGUAUAAUAACCAAUACAUGUUUUUAAUAUUUCUACAUAAGCAAAGAGGAGAAAAAAGUGGAACUGAAGUAUCAAGUCUAUCACAGUCAUAUCAUUGUGCUGUUACGUUUUGAGAUGAUGUAUUCACUUUGUUUGGUCGUGCUAUAUGUUAGCAUUGAUUGAUUAAAGACUCAUCUGCAUGUCAUCCUUACCAUAAAUCCUUUUAGUGCUGUACAUUAAAGAAAUUAAUAAUAUGUAGUAAUUACUGGAAAUAUUCAAGAUGUUUAAAGUAACAAAAAAUACAUAAAAUGCCAGAAAAAUCAAGUGUCCUUGUGUCAGUGUGGUAAACAUCAAAUUGUCUCACAUUGUCUCACCUUAAUAUCUUUGUUUUUGGAGAAAAUUAUUUAUUUCAUUGCAUAUUUAUUCAGUAAUUCUAUUGCAUUUUGUCAACGAACCAAAAACCAGUGACUUUCGAAUUAUGUUGUUGAUGGUUAAGAAGUUUACAGUGUGUUGAGCACAUUGUAUUCAUCUCUGCGUCCUCCAGUUCCUGUUUGUAUUGUUGAUAA